Molecule: messenger RNA, 765 nt
Organism: Vanderwaltozyma polyspora DSM 70294
Lineage: Eukaryota; Fungi; Ascomycota; Saccharomycetes; Saccharomycetales; Saccharomycetaceae
Gene: SEC53
Product: phosphomannomutase SEC53
Exons: 1
Coding region: 1-765 (254 amino acids)
Biological process (GO): protein N-linked glycosylation; mannose metabolic process; GDP-mannose biosynthetic process
Cellular component (GO): cytosol
Molecular function (GO): phosphomannomutase activity
Source: RefSeq, a predicted model, not a curated record
AUGACUGCCCCAGAAUUUCAAUACAAAGAAAAGCCAGACGUUUUAGUUUUAUUCGAUGUCGAUGGUACUUUAACCCCAGCUAGAUUGACCAUCUCUGAUGAAGUUAAAGAAACUUUGAAGAAAUUGAGACAAAAAGUUUGCAUUGGUUUCGUUGGUGGUUCUGAUUUAUCUAAACAACUUGAACAAUUAGGUCCAACUGUUUUAGAUGACUUUGACUACUCUUUCUCUGAAAACGGUUUAACUGCUUACAGAUUAGGUAAGGAACAAGCUUCUCAAUCUUUCAUUAACUGGAUUGGUGAAGAACAAUACAAUAAAUUAGCUGUUUUCAUUUUGAAAUAUUUAUCUUCUAUUGAAUUACCAAAGAGAAGAGGUACUUUCUUAGAAUUCAGAAAUGGUAUGAUUAACGUUUCUCCAAUUGGUAGAAAUGCUUCUACCGAAGAAAGAAAUGAAUACGAACAAUACGAUAAAGUUCAUCAAAUUAGAGCCAAAUUCGUCGAAGCUUUGAAGAAGGAAUUCCCAGAUUUAGGUUUAACUUACUCUAUUGGUGGUCAAAUCUCAUUCGAUGUUUUCCCAACUGGUUGGGAUAAAACUUACUGUCUACAACACGUCGAAAAGGAUGGUUUCAAGGAAAUCCAUUUCUUUGGUGACAAGACUGCUAAGGGUGGUAACGAUUACGAAAUCUAUGAAGAUAAGAGAACUAUCGGCCAUGCCGUUUCAUCUCCAGCUGACACUGUUAGAAUCUUGAACGAAAUCUUCAACUUGUAA